Messenger RNA from Silurus meridionalis, 1422 nucleotides. RefSeq names its product Yip1 domain family, member 1 (gene yipf1). The transcript has 10 exons. Bases 121 to 1041 code for a protein of 306 amino acids. Gene Ontology annotation, cellular component: Golgi apparatus; membrane. Gene Ontology annotation, molecular function: small GTPase binding. The record is from RefSeq and is a predicted model, not a curated record. Gene Ontology annotation, biological process: vesicle-mediated transport. NCBI's taxonomy places the organism in Eukaryota, Metazoa, Chordata, Actinopteri, Siluriformes, Siluridae.
GUUUGAAGAAUUUACUUCCGGACUCUGUGUGACGUCAUGUGAUUGCGGAAGUAGGAUCCGGGUUUGUUGUGAUGUUGGAGGCAGGAUUUGAGCUCUGCAGCAGGAGAUAAACCCGGGGUCAUGGCGAAGACUGAGGGGUUUCAUCUGGACUUUCAAGAUUUUAAUGGUGAUGAUGAUGGCGUAAGAGACAGGAGCGAUGGAGCCACCACAGUCAAUAUCGAGGACCUGGGCUUCAGGAAAUCUCCGUCACAGCGGCGAGGAGCAGGACUCGAGGACGAGCUGCUGGACGCUGAUGAUCGCACCGAGCUCCUCAGCAGUGAGAGGAAAAGUGCUGCGUUCUGGACUCUGGAGUUUUAUCAGGCUUUCUUCAACGUGGACACGCAUCAGGUGAUGGGAAGAAUUAUCAGCUCGGUGUUGCCAUGGCGUGGAAAAAACUUUGUUCGCCUUCACAUUAGGAACAACCCCGACCUCUAUGGACCGUUUUGGAUCUGCACCACACUGGUGUUCGCCAUCGGUGUGAGCGGGAACAUGUCUAGCUUCCUCGUCAACCGUGGACAGGCCAAGUACAAAUACGUCCCCGAGUUUUGGAAAGUAACGAUGGCUGCUACAGCGAUCUACAGUUACGCUUGGCUCGUUCCUCUGGUGCUUUGGGGUUUUUUAACUUGGAGAAGCAGGAAGAUCUCCAGCACCACAUACUACUCCUUCCUGGAGAUCGUGUGUGUUUAUGGCUACUCGCUCUCCAUCUACAUACCUGCUGUGGUGCUGUGGGUGAUACCGAGUGAGGUUCUCAGGUGGAGCUCCAUCGUGGUGGCUCUCUGUUUGUCCUGCUCAGUUCUGGUGCUGACCUUCUGGCCAGUGGUGAGAGGAGACAGACCUCGUAUCGUCCUCACCGUUCUCUCCUCCAUCAUCAUACUGCACGUUUUACUGACCAUCGGCUGUAAGGCGUAUUUUUUCAGCACUUAUGAUGAACAGAAUCCUGGAAAAAAAUCUGCAGUAGAAACGAGCGCCCCCCAGAGUUUAACUACCGCAAAGACACACUGAUGUCCUUUAGCAGAGCUUCUCUCGUUGCCUCGUUCUCCAGAAUCGGGUUUCACACAGACGAGGUCGUAGGUCAUCAGAACGACACGAGAUCAUCGACUUUGUGUCUGUGGUUUUAAAAAGUGCAAUUACUGCUGAGUUUCAGCUUUUUCGGGACUUUAUUAGUAAUAAUGAUCAGUAAUAAUAAUAAUAAUAAGCUGUUUAGUCUGAAUGCCAAUUUUCUUACUCGGUUUUUAUAUUAUUUCUGGACACUGAACAACACGUGCCUUCUGAAAUAUUUCAUGUUUCACUGCAAACAUGUUUUUUAUGUUCUUUGUAAUAAGAAUAUUAAUAUGUUAGUAUAGAAUGAUAAUAUGUUAUAAAAUAAAAAACAUGAGCUUCAAA